This is a messenger RNA of Helianthus annuus (common sunflower), 1046 nucleotides long. Its product is annotated as mitochondrial outer membrane protein porin 2. Gene Ontology annotation, molecular function: voltage-gated monoatomic anion channel activity. Gene Ontology annotation, cellular component: mitochondrial outer membrane. Gene Ontology annotation, biological process: monoatomic anion transmembrane transport. The transcript has 7 exons. The record is from RefSeq and is a predicted model, not a curated record. The coding region runs from base 48 to 965 and encodes 305 amino acids. NCBI's taxonomy places the organism in Eukaryota, Viridiplantae, Streptophyta, Magnoliopsida, Asterales, Asteraceae.
UUAGGGAAAGUAAGGAAGCAUCUUUGUCCUCCAAAUUUUCUGCAACAAUGAACAAGGGACCACCACCCUUCUCUAGCUUCCGCAAGAAAUCAAAAGACCCACUGACGAAUGAUUACCCUUUGGAUCACAAAUUUUCAAUCUCUACUCCCACUGUUGCCGGAGUGGCGCUUAGAUCAACUGCAACAAAUAAAGAUGGUGUGUCGACUGUAGAUAUUGGAGCUCUAUACAAAUCUAAGAAGACGUCAAUUGUAGUCAAAUUUGACGCACAAUCAAAUAUUACUUUGACGUUUGUUUUGAAGAAGAUUAAGCCCUUAACAAACUUCCUUGCUUCAUUCAAUCUCCAUGAUUUUGAAUCUGGCAAGGUUGCAACGACGUUAACUUUCACGGAGAUUGCCCCGUCAACAAACACUAUUGCUUCAUUCCGUCUGCCUAAUUUAAGAUCUAGCAAGCUUAAGUUACAAUACUUUGAUCAACAUGCUACUCUAACAUCAACAAUGGCUUUGAAUGAAGCUCCAACAGUCGGUGUUUCAACAACAAUUGGCACUCCAACAAUUGCCAUUGGUGCAAAGGCAGCUAAUGAGAUCUUUACUAGUAAACUCAUAAGCUUUGCAGUUGGCAUCAAUUUCAACAGACCAGAUUCUACUGCAUCCUUAGUCUUGGGUGGCAACGGAGACACAAUAAGAGCAUUGUAUAGGUAUCGCUUUGAUGUUCUAAAGAAGACUGCAGCUGCAGUGGAGAUUACGCGAAGGUUAUCAGCAAACGAGACGGACUUUGUGGUUGGAGGGUGUUAUGUAUUCAGUGAUCAAACAAUGGUUAAUGUGAAGUUCGACAGUUGUGGAAAGCUAGGUGCCAUCUUGCAGCGCAAGAUCAUUCCUAGAUCACUCGUUUCGUUAUCUAGUGAGCUUGACAUGAAAGCCUUGCAUAAAACUCCUAAGUUUGGUUUGUCUCUUGUUCUUAAACCUUGAUCAAAUUUUGUGUCAUGGCAUAUGAGUAAAUUUGCUAUAUUGCCAUAAAUGGCACAUAAUACAAGGAACUAAACAUGUGCA